Molecule: messenger RNA, 1676 nt
Organism: Dermochelys coriacea (leatherback sea turtle)
Lineage: Eukaryota; Metazoa; Chordata; Testudines; Dermochelyidae
Gene: MRNIP
Product: MRN complex interacting protein
Exons: 7
Coding region: 215-1426 (403 amino acids)
Biological process (GO): mitotic G2 DNA damage checkpoint signaling
Cellular component (GO): nucleus
Molecular function (GO): chromatin binding
Source: RefSeq, a predicted model, not a curated record
GCCCGGGGCUCCGCGCAAGAGCCGACUCCGCAGCUCCGGCAGGGGGCGGGGUUGGAGGACUGCGAGGAGUCGGUCCCACAGAGCGCCCAGCUGGCAGGGGGACGGUCGCUCAACCGGAAGUAGAGGCCAGUGUGCGUGACCGGAAGCCGGGGAGGGACGGGGGGGUGUCAGGGCGGGCUGCGCGCGCGCGCGUUGGAGGGGGCCGCUCCACGGGAUGGGGCAACGGUUGCAGGUGCUGAGGUGCUGCGCCUGCGGCACCUUCCAGGUCCACCAGGUUAAAAAGAACAAAAAAUGGAGCUGCAAAGUGUGUGGUGAGAAGCAGUUGCUGCUAAAGGCCUAUGGCCAAGGCUCUGGAUCUGACUGUAGACGCCAUGUCCAAAAAUUAAACUUGCUGCGGGCUGGGACAGAGGUGGCAGCUGAGAGAACAUCUUGGUGUAUAGAAGAACCACUGAAUGACAACAAAGAGAACACAGCAGUUCCAAAGGAAGAAAACAUGGGCUGGCAGGAAGAAGAGGUGGAAUUCCGUCCCGUGAUCAGCCGCUGGAAUAAGUAUCUGGACAAGGACAGUGAAGAUCAGGAGGAGGAGGAGGUGUAUACAGACAGAGAGCAGCUGAACUCCCAUAAAAGGAACAUUGUGGAAGAACAAAGGAAACGCAAGAGCAGAUUCUGCCACAAUGAUGCUCAGGAGUGCUUUGAGGAAAAGGGAAUUUAUGGGCUCGCUGACCAAGCCAAGAAAGUCAAAACCUUUGAGAGCAGUAAAGAUUCAACAACUGUAGCUGAACAGGACUGUGGAGAUUAUAUAUGUAACAGCAUUGUGGUUCCUGCUAUCAGUGAGUUUUGGGUACCUGAGAAUACACAAGCUCCAGAGUCAGCUGAUGUCACCGUUUCCAAGUGGGAAAAAUUUCUCCUGUCUUCCAGCAGCUGUAAUAAUGGUAACAUAACCCUUGCCGCACAGAAGAACAGUUGGAAAUUAGAGACACAGAGGGCCUCUGCAGGAAACUUUCUAAUGGCUGAUGGAUAUCCACAGCAGGAGGAAGAUUCUGUAUCUCCAGGCACAGGUGCCCAAACUGAAAAGAGCUUCACCAACAAUAAGUAUAUAGCACAGAAAUAUGCCUCAAAGCUUCAUAGCACCACACUGGCUGCCAGUGUGCAGACUGCCUUUGACAUGAGCCAUGCAGCUAUUGGGGAUGUGCUUUCUGGAAAAUAUAAGGACCACCUGAUUAGGGCAGGGUCUGAUGUUGCAGAGAAUAAUGAAGGCAGGUUGUACUUGGCCUGCACUGUGAUGCCAGCAAACUGUUUAUCCAAGGACACUGUGACCUUUGCGUCUACAGAUCCUUUUGCUAACUCUAGUGGGGUGCCUCAGUGUCUUACUGCUCCAAAUAGCAGCCUCUUUUGCACAGAUGAUGAUUUUGAUGAUGAUCUUUGAAAAGUUCCACCCCACGCCCACCCAGGUUUUUACUUUUCUAGCCAACUUCUGCUGUUGAAGUGACUCACUUCAAGUGAGGCAUAGUGUAGCCUAGUAAAUACUAUUAGUGUUUCUCAGUUUGUUAGAACAUUGCACAUUUUCAUGCUCCACAUUUUGCCAGAUAGAUGGGGUAUAUUGAACUGUUUCCUUUUUAAGCUAGAGUCGGAGCAUUUAUGCUUAUCACCUCUAUAAAAAGCUGUUUUUAAAAACC